This is a messenger RNA of Sycon ciliatum, 1132 nucleotides long. RefSeq names its product large ribosomal subunit protein bL20m-like. Gene Ontology annotation, cellular component: mitochondrial ribosome. The coding region runs from base 115 to 744 and encodes 209 amino acids. The transcript has 5 exons. Gene Ontology annotation, molecular function: structural constituent of ribosome; rRNA binding. The record is from RefSeq and is a predicted model, not a curated record. Lineage: Eukaryota; Metazoa; Porifera; Calcarea; Leucosolenida; Sycettidae. Gene Ontology annotation, biological process: ribosomal large subunit assembly; translation.
UAUCAGAUAAUUCUAUACACACUCUGUGAAGGUGGUGAAUUACAUUGUGCUGUGGUUAGCUUCGAGCAGAACCUGUAAAGAUAGCUGUUCGCCUGGCCUGGUGCCACAGCGACAAUGCCGAUCGGAGUAGCCGGAAAACGAAUUGGGCCUCAAAUCCAGUUCCCUAAAUCGCUUGGGCACCAGCGAAAAACUAGGAAGAUCAGGUACAAGUACUAUGCAAUUGCCCUGAGAGGAAAGGUGAGAACUGCUUACCGGAUCGGUCAGAUUGCAGUCAGGAGACAAAUGGUGAAAGCGACUUAUGCCAGGAAAGUCAAGAACCGUGAUAUGCGCCUGCUUGCCAUCAACAGGAUUACAGCGUCGCUGCGCGACCACAGUGUGGGUUAUCCACCGUUCAUGGACAGCUUAUCACGGCACAACAUAGUCCUCAACCGCUUCAUGCUAGCAGAACUUGCCAUAUCAGAGCCACGCACCUUUCGCGCGCUGUCGGAACUGUCCCUUGAACGUAGCACGGCCGGUCUCAACGACGCUGCCUUCUUUGACGGACACAAGCAGUCUCGCAUCAUUGUACAGGGAGAACGACCAGUGCGACCAAGGCUAAACCGAAACAAAGUGUGGGUAGAAGCGAAGAAGUAUGAAGGCAACCCCUUCUAUGACGACCGAAAUAGAAACAGGAAGAAGCCCGUCGCGCAUCGAACUUCCCGCGUGGGAAACUUUAACUACGCGCCACUCACAAGCGAGGUAUGAGACACUCUUUUGCUCCGCCUUGGUUUGUGCCUGCUGUUUUACAUAGUGCAUCUGUUGCUGUUGUACAUAAUGAAGGUUUCUGCAGGGUCUUCCUUCGUCCUCUAGGUACACCAAAUCCAUGCGUGUCGGUGUAAAUAUGUUAAUAUUGAAACUCGGAAAGUUGCUGUCUUUAUCAUUGGGACUAACUCUUGUUAUUAUUAUUAUUACAUGUUUGACUAUUGCUGUCAUUCUUGAUUGUUUCGCUAUUGAUUCAACUUUGUACAGAAUGAAUGAUGGUGUUUUUUUCAUACUACUAACAGUAACAUACUGUAGAUGAACUUAGAGUUAGUUGCACCAAGAAGCAUCAACUUCAUAUUGUAGAUGAUCUACAAUAGCAUGUUGUUCAGGA